Messenger RNA from Octodon degus (degu), 1417 nucleotides. It is a transcript of the gene Pou2f3, whose product is annotated as POU class 2 homeobox 3. Lineage: Eukaryota; Metazoa; Chordata; Mammalia; Rodentia; Octodontidae. The record is from RefSeq and is a predicted model, not a curated record. The coding region runs from base 1 to 1311 and encodes 436 amino acids. Gene Ontology annotation, molecular function: RNA polymerase II cis-regulatory region sequence-specific DNA binding; DNA-binding transcription factor activity, RNA polymerase II-specific. Gene Ontology annotation, biological process: regulation of transcription by RNA polymerase II. Gene Ontology annotation, cellular component: nucleus. The transcript is spliced from 13 exons.
AUGGUGAAUCUGGAACCCAUGCACCCAGAUAUCAAGAUGAGUGGGGAUGUAGCAGAUUCCACGGACACUCGCAGCACCCUCAGCCAGGCGGAGCCAGGAAAUGAUCGGAAUGGCCUCGAUUUCAACAGACAGAUAAAAACAGAGGACCUCAGCGACUCCUUGCAGCAGACACUGUCCCACCGGCCAUGUCACCUGAGCCAAGGACCUGCCAUGAUGUCCGGAAACCAAAUGUCUGGGGACAUGGCUUCUCUCCAUCCACUGCAGCAGCUUGUGCUCGUCCCUGGUCACUUGCAGUCAGUGUCCCAGUUCCUGCUUUCUCAGACCCAGCCUGGGCAGCAAGGUCUGCAGCCGAAUCUCCUCCCCUUUCCGCAGCAACAAAGCAGCCUCCUCCUCCCACAGACGGGGCCUGGCCUGGCAUCCCAGGCAGUUGGGCGCCCUGGGCUUCCCGGAUCCUCUUUAGAACCUCACCUAGAAGCAUCGCAGCAUCUCCCAGCACCCAAACACCUACCUAGUUCUGGAGGGGCUGAUGAGCCCAGUGACCUGGAGGAGCUGGAGAAGUUUGCUAAGACCUUCAAGCAGAGACGCAUCAAGCUGGGCUUCACACAGGGAGACGUAGGGCUGGCAAUGGGAAAGCUGUACGGCAAUGACUUCAGCCAGACCACCAUCUCACGGUUUGAGGCCCUCAACUUGAGCUUUAAGAACAUGUGCAAGCUCAAGCCCCUGCUGGAGAAGUGGCUGAAUGACGCAGGUACGCCUCUGGGUGCGGGCAGGAGUGGCCCCAGGGAUUCCAUAAGGAUUACCCCAAGUUCAAUCCCUAGUACCACACAGCCCUCAGCCCACGCGUGUGUCAGUGCUGCUUCUCUGGAGCACCAGCUCCUCCUGACCACUGUGUCUUCACCCUUGCAGAACCCCAAGCCCAGCUCAGAAGAGAUCUCCAUGAUUGCAGAGCAGCUGUCCAUGGAGAAGGAGGUGGUGAGGGUCUGGUUCUGCAACCGACGCCAAAAGGAGAAGCGAAUCAACUGCCCUGUGUCUGCUCCUGUCAAAUCACCCAUCUACAACUCCCGACUGGUCUCUCCCUCAGGGUCUCUGGGCCCCCUCUCUGUCCCUCCCAUCCACAGUACCAUGCCUGCAACAGUAACGUCAUCCUGUUCCCCUGGGAACAACAGCAGGCCUUCGUCUCCUGGCUCAGGACUCCACACCAGCAGCCCCACUGCAUCUCAAAAUAACUCCAAAGCAGCAAUGAACUCCUCCUCCAGUUUUAACUCCUCAGGAUCUUGGUACCGAUGGAAUCAUCCCACCUACCUCCACUGAGACCAAAAUGCUCCUCCCACUCAACCUGGCCCCGUAUCCCUCGCUGAAAGGAAGGAAACAGGAACUUGUGCCUUCUGUGUGUGAACAUUACUUUCAGAAGAGUGGA